Molecule: messenger RNA, 639 nt
Organism: Sinocyclocheilus rhinocerous
Lineage: Eukaryota; Metazoa; Chordata; Actinopteri; Cypriniformes; Cyprinidae
Gene: gphb5
Product: glycoprotein hormone subunit beta 5
Exons: 2
Coding region: 1-402 (133 amino acids)
Biological process (GO): G protein-coupled receptor signaling pathway; regulation of thyroid hormone receptor signaling pathway
Cellular component (GO): extracellular region; cytoplasm
Molecular function (GO): hormone activity
Source: RefSeq, a predicted model, not a curated record
AUGUGUGCUAGACUGUCUCUUGUAACUCUAUGCUGUGUGACACUGGCUGUUUGGCUGUGUUGUGGAGCUUAUACAGAGGCUUCUGUGCUCAACCUGAAGCGUUUCAUCGGCUGUGCAGUCAGAGAAUUUUCCUUUCUGGCCCGUAAGCCGGGAUGCAGUGGGCUGCACAUCACCACCGAUGCCUGCUGGGGACGCUGUGAGACUUGGGAAAAACCAGUCCUGGACCCGCCCUUCAUCGAGUCGCACCAGCGCGUGUGCACUUAUAAUGAAACUCGAUUAGAGACGGUGCAGCUGCCGAACUGCUCCGCAGACAUGGAGCCGUCCUACACAUAUCCAGUGGCCCUCCGGUGUGAUUGUGGGGUUUGUCUCACCAGCACCACUGAAUGCAUCACUUCGGUCUGAUGGAGAAAUCAGCCUCCACUUUAGUUAUGGUUAAAACACCAAAGAGUAUUGUGCACUGCAGGAAUAAAUAAUAAUUUAUCAAAAAAUCUAUUUGUUUGAUGUCUAUGUACAUGUGGGAGAGAUUUUACUUUCAAAUGGUCACUGUGUGUUACAUUCUCAUCUUCUUUGUAUUUUCCUUCUCCUUUUUUCAUGAAAAGAGCAAAACUGAAUAAAACUGAAUAAAACUGCAUUACUGCA